Molecule: messenger RNA, 2161 nt
Organism: Pararge aegeria (speckled wood butterfly)
Lineage: Eukaryota; Metazoa; Arthropoda; Insecta; Lepidoptera; Nymphalidae
Exons: 15
Coding region: 92-2035 (647 amino acids)
Source: RefSeq, a predicted model, not a curated record
UCAAAAUUUUUAAGUCUGCUGAUAAAUUCAUUGAAAUUCUUGCGUAAUAAGUUUGUGGUUAAAAUAUAAAUUUCUAGUAACUUAUUUUAAAAUGGGAAACUAUAAGUUACCGACUAUACAACAAUUCCUAAACAAAAAAAAAAUCUAUGACCCUAAAGAGCCAGUAUGGGUUUACUUAGAAAGAGAAAUGAGAGAAAAUAUUGAGAAGAAGCCGUACAAUGAGAAAGUCGGUGACUGGCUUCGGUUUUUGAAAGAUUUAAAAUAUUAUUAUUUUUGUGAGCAAAAACGAAAAUUAAAAAGAUUAAAUCGGGAAGUUGGGCCACCCUGGUAUUAUGAGCUAUCCAGCAUCCAGAGAGAAGUUCUCAGCGAUCUUAAAGCAAAUAUUCACCAAGACUUGCUAGAAGAUUUACCCACCAGAAUACGCAAAUCCUUGUCUGAUCUGGGAGUCACGUUAAGAAUCUCUAAGAAAAUACUAAUGGACGCUAUGAACGAGUCUGUUGAAGAUCCUGGCGUGUUCAUAUGGAAUCUUUACACGGCAUACUAUAAUAAACCUCCAAGUGAACUGCGCGCUGAAUACGAUAUGAACUCAAUGAUAUUAAUGUCGUGUUUAGUAUUCGUGGAUUUAUCUGAAUGUAUUGCAGAACUUGAAAAUUUAACGCAUACAUCACGUCCACCGAGCUCAGUUCACGAGAAAAAACAUCGAAAAAAUACUCAACCAAAUACUCGUUAUGGUGAAUACUUACAAAAAUGUUAUAUACCAUGCUACAGCAAUCAUUCCAAGAAGAAACAGCCUGAAAAGCCUCUGCCUCUCGGAUAUAAAGUAAAACUUCGCAGUACUGAGAGCUACGAGAGACUGUGUAAGGACCUUGCAUUUCUCGCCAAACGUAAGGAAAGAAACAAAAAAGAACUGCAGGUCGAACGUGUAUGUAAUUACAAAUUUUGGGAACCCCCUAGCACACUCCGUAAUACGAACCCAAAAAUGGCUGCCUAUGUGAAUAAACUGAAAAUGUUGAAAUUAAGAGCAAAACCUACAUUUAAGGCACCGUAUAAACAUGUUCAACAUCAAGUGGGUGGAGUUUCAUUUGUAGGAAAUCGACCCCGAUACCUUUUAAACAGCGUUGCUGUUUUAUCAACUGGCUAUAUACCAAUUAAUGGUGGAGUGGCUUUGCCCAAUGGAGAAGCGGUCACUACAACAAUUGGUUAUUGGAAAUUUCCACGAGAUGUUCAGGAAAUAUGUGAUGCGACUUGUGAUUGCUUAGCUAAAUGGGAAAGUACAGUAAUGGAAUUUCUAAAACAAUCAAGAUGCAAAUGUGGCCAUCUCUAUGAUUUGUACAACGAAGGGAAACCAAAAGAAAAAUAUUUCUAUCCACCGAACAGACACGGCCCCUUUUGGAUUGAUAACGCAAAAAUAUUUCAGUUAGAUCCCUUGGAGGACUUCGUUAAGGAUACAGUUAAAGAAUGUUUAAUGUCUACUGAACCUACGCCCCAGCCUUCAAUGCCAACCAUAUCGCCAUCCGGACUAAAAUUGAAAGAUUUGCUCGCGGCAUUUUUGGCUGAGUUAUCUGAUACGCCUCUUCUAAUACCCCAUUUGCCGAAAGCUAAUCUUUUGGCGAAUUUUCAAGAAUGGGUCAGAAAACGAAUUAAGGGAAAACUAACACCGGAAGAUACUAAAAAAUUAUUGUACCAGAGUCACCGUAGAUGGUUAGACCUCAAACAUGUUGAUUUUAGAUCACGAGCAUACAGAAUACCAUUCACACUCAAACAGCUAAAACAUAUUAACUGGUCCCAUAGACAUAUGGGGCAAAAAUUGUUCGAAAUACUAUUAAACGAUUUCGUUUCGAGAAACAGUAUAAAUCAAGUAAGACAGACUAGAUUAUGGUGGCCGACGACAAAAUAUGACUCAUAUCGUAAUCCUGAAUCAUUUUUAAAUGUUUUCUUCACCUACAUGCCUGGACGAAUGAAGGAUACGUUCCUCAUAAAUCCAUAUAGCUCUGAGCUUACCCCGAAACAUGGAGCAAAAACGUGUCCGUUAUAAAGUGUUGUUCAAUUUUAUGUCUAAAGUAAGUGGUUUACAACAUGUGGUUGUAACAUUAACCUAUAUGCCUUUAUAUUGUAUGCUAAAAUGUUAAUCAUAUUAGAAAGAAUAAUUUUUGAACAAAUA